This is a messenger RNA of Ochlerotatus camptorhynchus, 898 nucleotides long. RefSeq lists its product as uncharacterized. The transcript has 2 exons. The record is from RefSeq and is a predicted model, not a curated record. Gene Ontology annotation, cellular component: nucleus. Gene Ontology annotation, molecular function: zinc ion binding. Bases 84 to 893 code for a protein of 269 amino acids. Lineage: Eukaryota; Metazoa; Arthropoda; Insecta; Diptera; Culicidae.
GUUGCUGAAGCUGAACAGCUAGUGUUUUGUAUAAAAAGUAGAACUUUGUGCUGUGCCAUUUAAUUCAGAGUUAAUUUUCCACAAUGGCAAUAUUCUGUCGAAUAUGUCGAAUGCAGAUAUUCUCACAACCCAUCCUACUGACUAACAAUUCAGUAAGACAUGCCAAGCCGAUCAACGAAAUGAUUUUCGAAUGCACGCAAAUAUUGCUAACCAAAGAUAUCCGACUGCCGCAGUUCUUAUGCGAGUCUUGCUUGAUGCGACUGGAUGAGGCAUUCUCGUUCCUUAAGCUGUGUCGGGAAUCGGAGCGAAUGUUGACCCAAACACUACCCAUAACAGUUAGACCCCAAAAGACUGCAGAGGUGAUUGAUAUUACGCAGAUUCAAUCCAUCGAACCGCCAAGAACAAACGACAAAUCACAUAAUGACUCCAUGCCCGUUAAGUUAGAACUGGAACCCGAAGAGCUGACCGUGGCCGUAGACUAUGCAACAAGUUCCACCUUUUCCGCAUAUAACGUCCUCAUCGGUGGGGGGCACAAUGUGAAUCCAAAGGGCGAAAAAGACUGGUUGUCGGAGGCCCGCAAGCACCGGGAACGGCAGCGUAUUUCGACGGCAAAGCGACGCGCCAAAAUGACAUGCGACCAGCGGGAAAAGGAACGCGAAAGGGCACGGAUACGACAGGCUCAGCGGAGGGCGUGUCGCAGCGAGGACGAAAUACGAGCACAACGGGAACGGGAUCGAAUACGGCAGGCGAUGAAACGAGCCAGAUUUCGUCAUAUUGAAAUGAUGCAAACAACAACACCGCCACAACAUCAACAACAGCACCAGCAGCAGCAGCAACAUGAACAGCAUCACACCUUUCCACUUGGGACGGCAAUAAAUCAGCUGAUGGGCUAAACAAA